UUCCUUCAAUAAUAUCAGUUUAUUCGAGACCUGAUUCACCUAAUUUAUAAAACGGCGAAUUCGAACCGAAACUGGAAUCGUGCCAGAAGAUGCCGAAUUUAUCAGGAUCCUCGGUCGAUCAAACGAUAACGAGAGCUUCGAGUCUCCAUUUCCGUCAGAAUCGCGAGACCGCAACGGGAGCAUCUCGUGUCAAUUCAGCUCUCGAACAACACCUGGCCCUGUUUGGGUGGUGAUGGCAACCCAGCCCAGUUCUUCCACGCCUCCCCUCCGACGUCCUCGGUCUUAGUAAUUAAGCCAAACACUUGAGAGGGUUGAGGGAGAGGGACGGUCCAAGGCAGGGCAGAGCAGCAGAGCUAACGAGAAGCAACGAUGCUCGCCGCGAGGGCGACUGCUCCCCACCACCAAUGCCGCCUCCUUCCCUCCAAGCCCCUCCAGAUCCCAAACGUGAACCCCGAUCCUAGCCGUAGCCUUCGAUCCGCGAUGGGCCUCCGCCUCCUUUUUUCCCUCAACACCACCCAGCUCGGCAGCAGCAGCACCACCGCAGCGCCGGCGGCGCAUCCUCUCCAGACGCCAGCCCAGACGCGCGUGGACAUCCUGUCGGAGUCGCUCCCCUUCAUCCAGCGGUUCCGCACGAAAACGAUCGUGGUCAAGUACGGUGGCGCUGCCAUGAAGUCCCCGGCCCUCCAGUCCUCCGUCAUCAGCGACCUCGUCCUCCUCUCCUGCGUCGGCCUCCGCCCUAUCCUUGUCCACGGCGGUGGCCCGGAGAUCAACUCGUGGCUCCUCCGCCUCGGCCACCAGCCCCAGUUCCACAACGGCCUCCGCGUCACGGACGGCCUCACCAUGGAGGUGGUCGAGAUGGUUCUCGUCGGCAAGGUGAACAAGUCCCUCGUCUCUCUCAUCAACCUCGCUGGCGCCACCGCCGUGGGCCUCUCUGGCAAGGACGCCCGGCUCCUCACCGCCCGCCCUGCCCCCGACGCCGCGGCCCUCGGCUUCGUCGGUGAGGUGGCCCGCGUCGACCCCGCCAUCCUCCGGCCCAUCCUGGCGGAUGGCCACAUCCCCGUCAUCGCUUCCGUGGCCGCGGACGACGCCGGGCAGGGCUAUAACGUGAACGCGGACACUGCCGCGGGGGAGAUCGCGGCCGCCGUCGGGGCGGAGAAGCUGAUCCUGAUGACGGACGUGGCGGGGAUCCUGGCGGACCGGAACGACCCGGGGAGCCUGGUGAAGGAGAUGGACAUCAGCGGGGCGAGAAGGAUGGCGGAGGUGGGUGGGGAAGUCGGCGGUGGGAUGAUCCCCAAGGUUAACUGCUGCGUCAGGUCCCUCGCCCAGGGCGUCCGCACGGCCAGCAUCAUCGACGGCCGCGUCCCCCACUCCCUGCUCCUCCAGAUUCUCACCGAUGAGGGCGCCGGGACCACGAUCAAUGCUUGAUUCUGAUUGAUCCCAAUGCCCCUCACUUUUUCAUGAUUGACCCCGAUACGCUGCUGCCCUCGUUCUGAUGGCUGUGCUGCUGCCAGUGGUAAUCUUUUUUGAGAAAAAGAUUUGAUAUCAUUUUUAUCUUUUUUUUUCUUAUAAAAAAUAAAUAUGAUAUACUAUUCAGCU
Messenger RNA from Elaeis guineensis (African oil palm), 1596 nucleotides. RefSeq lists its product as uncharacterized. Gene Ontology annotation, cellular component: cytoplasm; chloroplast thylakoid. Lineage: Eukaryota; Viridiplantae; Streptophyta; Magnoliopsida; Arecales; Arecaceae. Gene Ontology annotation, biological process: L-arginine biosynthetic process. The record is from RefSeq and is a predicted model, not a curated record. Gene Ontology annotation, molecular function: ATP binding; acetylglutamate kinase activity; L-glutamate N-acetyltransferase activity, acting on acetyl-CoA as donor.